Messenger RNA from Planococcus citri (citrus mealybug), 1368 nucleotides. RefSeq names its product cytochrome P450 6a9-like. Bases 237 to 1109 code for a protein of 290 amino acids. The record is from RefSeq and is a predicted model, not a curated record. The transcript is spliced from 4 exons. Gene Ontology annotation, molecular function: monooxygenase activity; oxidoreductase activity, acting on paired donors, with incorporation or reduction of molecular oxygen; iron ion binding. Lineage: Eukaryota; Metazoa; Arthropoda; Insecta; Hemiptera; Pseudococcidae.
AUCACAUGCAUAUAGGUAUAUAAGAAUGAGCUGGUUAUCAUAAAACGAUUAUUUUAUUAAAAAUUUCGUAAAUUGAGAAACGUGUCUAUCUCUAGUGCCUAAUUGCUUGCGUUGUUUUGUCGAAAGAUUACUCUGAGUAAAAUCAUUACUUGAUUGAUUUGUGAAGUGCGCGAUUUAGUCUAUUACGAGUACCUACUUUUGUCUGCCUAUUUACUCAAGGUGUGCAUUUGUGCAGUAUGAGUCUAUUUUGCAGUUUACUUUUAAUUCUCGUAAUUGUGUUGUUGUAUUUGUGUUGGUUUUUCAAAAAAUCUCAUACGUAUUUCAACGAUAAAUGUUUUCCCACCUUGGAACCUACUUUCGUUCUUGGCAAUUUGGCAGAUGCCAUUCUACUGAGGAAAUCCUUAGCUGUGACAGUUUACGAUUUGUAUGAAAAGUUAAGACCUUAUAAAUAUGCCGGAUUGUAUUGGUUGCACAGACCUUUCGUUAUGCUCAGAGAUCCUGAAAUGAUUAAGAAUAUUCUCAUCAGAGAUUUUGCACAUUUUCCUGAUCGUGGGAUUCAUUGCGAUGAGAAAGAAGAACCUUUGAAUAACAAUUUGAUACGGAUGGGUUCUGGCGAUAAAUGGAAAUGCAUAAGAAUGAAAAUAAGCCCAUUGUUUACUUCUGGAAAGUUGAAAAUGAUCAUUCCGCCGGUUCAAGAAUGUGCCAAUAAAUUAUCUGAAGUAAUAGAUCGAACCCAAGGUGAACCAUUUGACAUGAAAGAACUAAGCGAGAGGUUUUCCAUCGACGUUAUCGGAAAUUGCGCUUUUGGAAUGGACACCUCAGCGUUGGAAAAUCCACGUUCACCUUUUUUAAAAAUGGGGAAAGAAAUUUUCAAAUUUAGAUAUCAACCAAUAAUACGUCAUUUUUUUCCUGCUUUAAAGAAAUUCUGGAUAAAAAUAUUCAAUUUGAGGUACAUUGACAAAGAAGUGGAAACAUUCUUCUCGAAUAUUAUUCACGAAGCAAUCAAACUGCGAGAAAAAAGUCAGACGACAAAAAACGAUUUAAUGGAUUCAUUAUUGGCGUUGAGGAACGAUAACGUGGACGACUGUGCCAAUUUAAAAAUGAAUUGAAUGAAAUGAAUCCGGAUAGAAAUUCGAUAAAUGAUACAGAAAUGACGACAGAAUUAAUGGUUGCUCAGUGCUAUUUAUUUUUCGCUGCUGGUUUUGAAACAACGUCUUCGGGAUUUGCGUACCUUCUAUUAGAACUAGCUUUAAAUCAAACGAUCCAAAAUAAAGUGAGGGAAGAGAUUAUACAAGUUUUAGAAAAAAACAAUGGGCAAAUCACCCAUGAAAGUUUAAAAGAGAUGAUUUAUUGCGACAUGGCAAUCGC